Messenger RNA from Klebsormidium nitens, 2385 nucleotides. NCBI's taxonomy places the organism in Eukaryota, Viridiplantae, Streptophyta, Klebsormidiophyceae, Klebsormidiales, Klebsormidiaceae. The record is from the annotation of a GenBank genome assembly.
AUGCUCAUCCCGGUCCCCCUCUACCCGGGCCCUCAUCGCCCUCCUCCGCCUCAUUAUGCUCAUCCCCGGUCCCCCUCUACCCGGGCCCUCAUCGCCCUCCUCCGCCUCAUUUCCCUCGGUGAGGGAAAUGAAAAGGCACAGGGGACGUCAGACCUAGACAUGUCUGCCAAGAAGCAAAAAAUUGGGGAUGUGGGCGCCUCAAAUCCUAUGGGCAGAAUUGACGCCGUCGCAGCGCCCUUGCAAUUGAUGAGCUUUUCUAUGCUCUUGGACUGCCUCAAGCUGUUCCCGCAGCCAUUUCCACUCCGAACUGAGAUCAUCGCUUCCAUUCUCAACAGCAGUCUGCCACCGGACGACAAGGUUGAUAGGGUAGUUAUAAAGAAUGUGAUCGACAAGUUGAAGGGUGCAUCUGGCGAUCUGGCCCUUCUCGCGGGCGCAAAGCGCCCAGCUGUUGAGGAGAUUGCGAGUAACGAGUCAGUGCUCUUUGUUGCGUUUCCUCAGUUAUCAAAGUGCUUCUUAUGCUCUGAGCCACUCAGGUGGGUAGACGAGGCCAAGCCCAGACGGCCAUUCUUCUUUCCGUACGCUGGCCCCCCGGGCAAAGGGAUUCUACAGGAGAAAUUCUGUCCUGGCUGCAAAGCACUUUUCUCGCUCAGUUAUUACUGCCCACCAGGGUCUCAGGUCAGGCGGCCGUACUCCGCUGCGCACGACGACGACACCUGGCUGGAGUUGACAGGAGAGACGGUGAUCAGCAAGGAGCUGCUCAGACGUCAUGACCAGAACUUGUACUAUAUGCAUGCAAGCUUUGUCUCAGCCGUUCGCGCGCACAACGCUUCGUUUGACCUGGACCGUUUCUCGGAAGAGCCUGGGGCAGCUCUUGAGCGGCUGCGGCGAAGGCGGUCCCUCAGAGGUUGUUUAAACAGGGAGCGCUUUGAGCACGCGUACUUCCAGUUCUGGGCGGUUCGUUUCUGCCAAGAGCACAGUCCAAGCCUACUAGAAGAAAUAGAUCUGCGCGAGCCAAUCGACAACAUUCUGAGCGGGCUCAGCGAUCCGUUUUGGUGCCAUUUGCGAGACGAGGCCCUCGAGCACAGCAAGAAGUGUGACCACGAGCUGUGCGGAAGGUAUUGUCACUUCGAUGGCAACGCGAAGGUCUUUCGAAGCUGCUGUGCAAAGAAGAAUGAAACUCUCUUCCAAACUGCAAUCGGCCGUGUUGUGAAGGGUUGCCCCAAAACCCCCGUGAAAAACAAAAAGUACUGCCGGCUUCAUCAAACCACAGCACAAGUUCAAACUGCAGACCAUGGCGACGGGGGGGCUCAGCCAGGGGCACGGCCAGGGCAUUUGGAAGGAAGCCAGGGCGGAGGAGGGGAGGGUCAGGGCGACCGGGGGGGUCAGCCAGGGUCACGGCCGGGGCAUUCAGAAGAAAGCCAGGGCGGAGCAGGCGCAGGUCAAAUUGCAGAGGCAGCGGGGGGUGAUGUGGAGGAGAUCGACCUUCGCGACCUUGAUAGUGACGAUGAGCUGGAGGAAGAGGAAGACUUGGAAGACGAAGAGGGCGUCGAAGGGAAGCAAGGCAACGCUUCAGGCGGAGGGGGCUCGGGGACUGAGGGUUCGGUGCCGGUAGCAGAGAAGUGGGAUACGGAAUCGGGGCCGGUGUCUCUGCGGACACGCGGGAAGAGGCGCCUGUUGCGGGACGACAACUCUUUGUACGAGGCGGAGAGAAUAGAGAUGCACCAGCUCAAAAACGGGGUACCAAUCUACCUCGUCAAGUGGAAGGGUUGUCCAGCUGCUGAGAACACGUGGGAACCCGAGGAGAACGUGACCGUCAUCAACAGAGACCUCCUUGACGAGUACCUGCGCUCACAACCCAAAGAUGAUUUCUAUACACGCGACCGGAAGGACCAGGAACCAGAUCCGGCGCCAGAAGACGAUGCUGAGAAGCCGCGCCGUAAGAGCAAGCUGACGGCCUGCACCCCCCGUACGAGCUCAGACGGACGUGGCGUGACGGCCGGCACGCUGGUCGCGUUCUGGGCGUGCGGCUACAUGUUCCCCCCCCUGGAGUUAAUUCUCUCGGAGUCUACUACCAUGGUGCACCACUACAUGAUGCUUUUGUUUGCACAUGAGCACCUGCCCGAGUUCAUGGGCAUGGACGACAUGUGCCACUGGGCACGGUUCGCCGCGAGCGGCGACAGGACCACGUUGAGCGACAAGACGCGCGAGUUCCACGAGGAGACCAAAAAAGUCGUGGACAAGUUCCACUUCAAGAAGAACCAUGUGGGACGGUGGUGCGCUGAGAACACAAAUCCUUACAAGCACCCGGAGUUGGAGGCAGCGAACAUGCCGGUGUGUGAGCAGAGGUUCAAGUGGUGGGGCCAAUUUAGGAACUCACUCAGGUAA